Messenger RNA from Chaetomium fimeti, 2261 nucleotides. Its product is annotated as major facilitator superfamily domain-containing protein. Gene Ontology annotation, cellular component: plasma membrane. The record is from RefSeq and is a predicted model, not a curated record. Bases 206 to 2200 code for a protein of 664 amino acids. Gene Ontology annotation, biological process: transmembrane transport. Gene Ontology annotation, molecular function: transmembrane transporter activity. The transcript has 3 exons. NCBI's taxonomy places the organism in Eukaryota, Fungi, Ascomycota, Sordariomycetes, Sordariales, Chaetomiaceae.
AGGGAGCCUGUCAUGAGCAGCCAAGUCAAUGCCAACAGCGACGCGGCAGGGUUGUUAACGGUCUUGAGACGAGGUAUAACUAAGGAUUGGGCCCUUCUAAUCUUGCCUCCAUCUUCAAGCCAAGAAACACCCUCCAUCGAUGACCUCUUCUCAAUAGUCAAUACUCAAGCCAUCCUUCAUCUUCCCUCAAUAUUAUCCAACAGCCAUGUAUACGGCUUACAAGUAUGCAAGGAAGCGGUAUAAGGCGCAUCAGGAAGCCAAGAUAGCGGAACAGAAGCUCUCACAGACCACACAACCCGCGCGAUAUGGGUCUCCAUCAGACGAUACAAGAGGCCUGACGGCUUCAUCUGACGGCCCCGGCAUUCCCACCCCCUACGAUCCAUCUCCUCUCGCCGCAACACCGGACCACACGAGCUCCGAUGAGGCAAAAUCCAAAGAAACCCCCGAAGAACGCGAGGAGAAGAACCGGCGACGCAAAUACCGCCUCAGGAUCAUCCUCGGCCUGUUCCUCCCCUUCACGCUACAAGCGCUCGACACAACCAUCAUCGCGUCCGCACUCAAAUUCAUCGCCGACGAUUUCAACGAGCUCAAACAACUAAACUGGAUCAUCACCGCCUUCAACCUGACCUCGGCCGCCUUCCUGCCCAUCUUCGCCCAGCUCGCCGACGUCUUUGGGCGGCACGCCACGCUCCAGACCGCACUGGUCAUCAUCACCAUCGGCUCCGCACUCUGCACCGCCGCGCCCACCUCGGCCUUCCCCUUGCUGCUGCUCGGCCGCGCCCUGCAGGGCGUCGGCGCGGCGGGCAUCAACAUCUGUGUUCGUACGAUUCUAGCGGAUCGGGUGUCGCUGGGGGAGUAUGCGAAGAAUUGGACGACUUUUGCGUUGGUGUCGGGGGUGAGUUUUGGGUUGGGCCCCGUGGCGGGCGGGUAUUUGACUAGGGUGAGCUGGCGGUGGUGUUUUGCGGUGAAUUUGCCGGUGGCGGUGGUCGGGAUGGGGUUGGUGCUGGUGUUGUUGAGGGGCAGGUUGAUUGGGGCGUUGGCGAUUGAGGAUGUGACGACGGGGCGGGGGUGGGGUGCGGAGGGGGAGGGGGUUGGGUAUAGGGGGGGCAGGAGGGAUCCGGGGACGGGCAUGGGACGGUUUCUGGCGAGGUUGGCGACGGUGGACUUUGGGGGGCAGUUGUUGUUCUUGUGGGGGCUGGGGUUGUUGGUGUUGGGGUUCACGUGGGCGGGGAGCACGUAUGCGUGGGACUCGCCGGCGGUGUUGGUGACGUUGGUGGUCGGGGCGGUGUUGACGGUUGCGUGGUUGGUGUAUGAGUGGGCGAUGGUGCCGGGGAGGAUGAUGGCGCGGGUGUUCCCCAUGCAGACGGCCAUGAUGCCGUGGCAGUUGCUGAUGCAGAAGGAUGUUGGCUUGUUGGUGGGCGUCAACUUCGCCAACGGCGCCGCCAUGUUUGCCAUCAUGUACUACAUGGACCUGUACUUCACUCUGGUCCUGGGGCACGACGCCAGCGAAGCCGGUAUCGCGCUCCUUUAUUUCCUGCCCGGCCUAGGUGCCGGCGUCUAUUCCACCAUGUUCUUCAUCAACGUUUGGCCGCGGCAGACGGUCCCCGUCUUACUUCUCGGUGGCAUCAGCUCUGCUGUCGGUAUCACUGUGGUAGCAUGGGCUUGCUACACCGACUACGUCAACCUCAUCUACGGCAUGAUGGCCUUGACAGGUUUCGGUGUUGGGCUGACUACCAACCCGGGGACGCUCCAUGCCCUCGCCUACUUCCCGGGGAUGACAGCGCCUAUUAGCUGUCUCGCAUCCUUCGCCCAUCCGUUCGGCGGCACAAUCACGCUGACAAUCAUGUCCACCGUGUUCAACAACCGAAGCGGACUCAACCACGAAGACCCUAGGUCCGGAAUCUUUUGGGCUUUUGUUGCCGUCAUCCCCAUCAUGUGGGUGUCGGUCAUCAUCACGACCUUCUUGGGAAAUGUCUGGCUUGGAAAGGAGGGGACCCACGAAGUGGUGCAUGGAUUUUGGUUCUGGAACUUGCUCCGGGGUAAACGCUUAGAGAGGGUGACUAUGGCUAGGAUGGAAGACUCGGGGCCAGCUGGUGUCAAUGGGGAUAUAGGUAUGAAGCCUGUCCCUCGGCACAACGCGGAACAACAAAGGGAGACCGCGGGUGACGGUGAGGGUGAAUAUUCGGGUACUAGACGGUGAUGAUAGCUUAUUCCAGAGUACGUAACGACAUAUAUAGACUUGUAAUGAAACGAUUCUGAAC